Molecule: messenger RNA, 3054 nt
Organism: Saccoglossus kowalevskii
Lineage: Eukaryota; Metazoa; Hemichordata; Enteropneusta; Harrimaniidae
Product: inversin protein
Biological process (GO): positive regulation of transcription by RNA polymerase II
Cellular component (GO): nucleus
Molecular function (GO): transcription cis-regulatory region binding; protein binding
Source: RefSeq, a predicted model, not a curated record
UGUCACCCGAUACACGAGAAUGGAAUAACCUCCAACAGGCUCACAUUCUUUUUUGGGGUGAAACUUUGUAACUUUAUGUAUGUAGGUGCGAAUAUAUCAAAAUGUCGAAGUCACAAAGGGAACAGAGGAAGAUGCAAACACGACAAGCGAGCAGAACUAUUCCAAGUUUCGAAGUUCCUGGUGCUGAGGGUAAUAUUGGUUCUGAUACUUCAUUGAAAAGAGAUGUUGCACCUACCAGUCAAAUACAUGCUGCUGCCGUAAAUGGAGAUAAAAGUAUUCUCCAGAAACUUCUCUCAGCUAACCCACAUCAAAUUGAUGGUCAAGAUCAAUUCGGAAGGACACCUUUGAUGUUUGCAGUGCUAGCAGACAGGUUAGAGUGUACUGAAAUAUUACUCAAAGCUGGAGCUAAUGUUGAUGCCAAAGACAGUGGUGGUAGAACAGCUAUACACUGGGCAGCACAUAAGGGUCACUUCAAGUGUUUGAAAUUACUGAUUUCUAAAGGUGCAAACUGUAAGGAAAAAGACAGCGAGGGACAGACAGCAUUACAUUUAUCAACAAGGCAUAAAAACACCAAAUGUCUGGCUUUGUUGAUGAAACAGCUACAUGUUGACUUAGGAGAGGUGGAUGAACAAGACAGUGCCAAGCGGACUGCUCUUCACUGGAGUGCUUCCUAUGGCAAUGAAGAAGCUGUCAGAAUGCUGAUAAAACAGGAUUCCAAUAUCGGUAUACCAGACACUGAAGGGAAGACACCCCUACACUGGGCUGCUACUGCAGGCCAAGACUCUUCUGCAGUGAAUACUGUCAAACUAUUACUGGAGUCCGCUCCCAGUGUUAUAAACUGGCAAGACUAUGAAGGGAGGACAGCAUUGCAUCUGACUGUGGCCGAUGGCAAUGAACCCAUUGUUGGAGCCUUGACUUCCCUUGAGAAGUGUAAUGUUACAGCAUUAGAUAAUAUGUUCCGAACUCCCUUGCACUGGGCGGCAGUAUUAGGACACACCAAAAUAGUCCAGUUGUUAUUAAACCGAAAAGCUGACUAUGCUAGUACAGAUUCUAAUGGUGCCACUCCUAUGCAUUACGCAGCACAAAAUAACUAUGCAGAAACUGUGGAUGCUUUCUUGAGCCGUGAAAAUGUAACUGAUGAACCGGAUUUAGAAGGUCGAACAGCGCUAAUGUGGGCAGCUGGGAAAGGAGCUGAUGAUGUUAUCAGAACAAUCCUUAAACGAAAUUCUGACAUUAAUGCUACCGACAAGACUGGAGGAACAGGCAAGCACAAAAAUGCCAUAUCAUCAAAUAAUAAAAGCUUUUCCCUGUUGUUGUAGCAUGGUGCCCAUGUGAAUGCCUGUGAUAUGAUGAAACACACACCACUAUUUAGGGCUUGUGAAAUGGGACAUUUAGAAGUCGUUAAAACAUUGAUGGAUGGUGGUGCUAAAGUGAAUAUAGCAGAUCAAGAUGGCAGAACACCACUGCAUUGGGCUGCCCUCGGUGGCCAUGCUGUGAUCUGUGAGACACUAAUGAAACAUGGCAUUAGUGUUGAUGUGCGUGAUCACGUUGGUAGGACACCAUUACAAUGUGCUGCUUAUGGUGGCUACAUCAACUGUAUGUCGUUAUUGAUGGAGAACGGUGCUGAUCCAAAUUUACAGGACCAUGAGGGAAUGACAGCAUUACAUUGGGCAUGCAGCUCAGGUUGUUUAGACGCCAUCAAACUUCUCUUCGAAUACAAAGCUUUCCCGAAUCACAUGGAGUUCAACGAAGACAGAUUUACUCCGUUAGACUACGCCUUAUUGAAUGAUCAUCACGAUGUUGCUCAGUAUAUGAUUGAGCAAGGAGCUCUCUCCAUCACCGGGAUUCGAGACUUAGUAGCUUCCAAAAUUCAGGCACACUAUCGAGGUUAUCUUGUUAGAAAAACAUUCCUGGAACGUAAGAAACUUCUUAUGAAACAUGAACAACUUAGGAAAGAUGCAGCAAAGAAAAAAGAACAAGAAACCAAAAAGCGACAACUGGAAUAUCGAAAACGGGAAGAACAAAGGCGACAGAGACUACAUCAUAAACAAGGAAAUGAGAGUCAAAAUUCAACGGAUUCUGAGCAAGAUAAAAUCAAUAAUCAACAUCGGCAACAUCCAGUGAAAGAGACAAGUGUUACUUCAAGUGAUACUGAGGAAUCUGUGAGCAGUAGUAGGAGUGAUAAAUAUAGUGUGAGUUCUGACAGAUACUCUGAUAAUUUUGAAGAUGAAGAGAUGAUGGAAAGAGAUCGUGAAAAGGAAGAACGAAAGAAAAACAAAAGUAUUGUCAAUAAAGAAAGAAACAGAUUAGCCUUGUGGAGGAAGAAAAACGAAGCGGCCGCCGUGAUACAGAGAGCAUGGAAAACUUAUCUGUUUCGACGAAGUAGCAUGUCUAGGGCUGCAAGUGAGGUGGCUAGAAAUUACCGACGUUUAAAAGGUGAACAGGACUACAGGAGGCAGAUCGCUGCAUGUGUCAUCCAGUUGACUUGGAGGAAGUAUUGUCGAAGGAAGCUGGAAAAAUCACUGGGUAAGAAUAAGAAGAUACUUUAUCCCUGGAGUCCUCCGGUGCUCGCCGCCAAACAAAGACAUUUAGUGGAGCAGAUCUACAGUGAGGUUCUCAUAGCACGUGAAUGGUAUCCAGAGCUACCAAGAGUUAUCAGACCUGAUUACAUGAAAUUUGUACCAUCUGCUGCAGCUCUUUCUUAUAAUUUUGCUGUUGAUCAAUAUCACCCAAUGCUCGCAAGGAGAGGAGUUGGAAAAGCUGAAAAUGUUCCACCAUGGAGUCCACGUCUCAGACCAAGCUCCAUGAGAAGAGAUACCUAUGGUUGGACUCCACAAUCGGGAGAACUCUUUGAUGAAGACUUUAGACACAUGUCCCUUGCUAACAGCAGAGAAGCCAGUGCGGAUCAUUUUUCCUAUAAUCUACACAGAUGACAACGUGGUCAAAUGCAAGGAGUAUCUUCCACGAUAUUUAUGUAGCUGCAUGUAAUGAUGGAUUACUUAAUUUUGACUUUUUUUCAACUCAGAAUAUACCCAAGAAAGUCUUGUAUAUACC